AUGACAUCGCAGCUUUAUGAUAAAGCCCACAUAUUGCUGCAGCAUAUUGAUUUGCUUUUAGCUAAGGCUGAAUCAAUCAGAAUGUUUGUCUUUCCGAAAUCAACGCUUUCACAAGCUUUGCUUUCAAGUGAUGGCAAAAAGGCAAUGGAAUCUAUUGAAUCUCUUAUUAAGGCAAAAGAGCUCAAUCGCAACAAACUCUCAAAAAUCGCACAGAAGUUCAUUUCAGAACAAGAAGAUAAAAUUAUGCAAAUAGCUCAUGCAAUGGAUUACAUUAAAACAUGGUGCACAUCAGCUCACACUGUCUUGUUUGCCAUGGCAGAGAACUCAGUUGAUUUCAAUCUUCGCUGGAAUAACUUAUUUACUACAACUUUUCUCAGACUUUUCGUUGCUUUCACAAAAGCAACCCUUUUCAUUUACAUGCUUCCAACCGUUAAGCUUGCUGUUUACGCCGCUCCUUACUGCCCUUCGUUUAAUCGCUCAGAAUUUUCAAAUGAUAUUUUGGAUGUCAAAAACUUCAUUGCAAAAGUUUCUCGCAAUCCAUUCGAAAUGCUUAUCCCACGAGCAGAAGCUGCAAACAAAUAUGACUUUGCAAUUCGUCUUGGCCAGCUUUUAUCUCAGACAGGCCCAUAUUUAAUCCAAGCUCUUGGUCAAUGGCCUCUCACUAACUGGGAAAAGUUCAAUCCAUUUACGAAAACCCCUACAAAUUCAACAUCUACCUAUUUAGACUUAGAACAUCUUUGUCUUGCUUAUAUCGAGCUUAUUCGUGAGUCCACAAUGUUCUUCUGUCUUUCAUUCCCAACGUUUGUCAAGGAAAACAAGCAUUUCAACGCAAUUAUGAUUGCAGUUUGUUCAGAAACGCCAUCUGUCUAUCUGACACGCCAAUUCUCAGUUCCUAUCAAAGAGUUAUUCGAUACAUACGACAAGGAAUUCAAGAAAUAUCCUUCCGAGACGAGAAUCAUUAUUCAAAGAUAUCUUAAGCUUAAACUCAGCGUUACUCAUUCCAAGCGUAUCUCCACCAUCAUCCGUCUCAUUGACGAUAUGACGAACAUGGCAUCUUACAAUCCAAACUACGUUUCCCAAUUUUUACAUGAUUUCAUUUCUCUUUCUGGAUUUGCCUAUUACGAACUUGAUUGUAUUCUAUCAUCCAAUGCAUUCCAAGCAGACGCAUUGAAUCUGAUCAAUACAUUGGUCCGUACGGCCAAAGUUUUCUCGAAGAACGAAAUGAUCAUUUCCAGAACAUUCGCAUACAACAUUGCGACACUUGAUGCAAGUUUCCUUAAUGCUCUAGCCACAAAUGCAUCAAUUUCCGGUGCUGAUUGGCAGAAUUAUUUCAUUGAAGUUGUGAAACAGUUCACACAGACAUUAGGAGUUAUUGAUCUUGAACAGAUUGAUAAAGGCACUCUAUACGAUGUCACGCCAUUCCUUAUUACUCAUGGUCGUGUUACAACGUAUUUCAAUUCAUUGAAAACGAAAGAAAAAGCAUCACAUCUUCAAAACAUCAUGGAGCAUCUUGAAACAAUCAGAUUGCACAUGAAUUUCAUGAUGGAUCCUGUCAUGGCGUUCAUGAAAUACUGUCCAAUACACACUUUAUGGCGCCAUGUAACUUAUUUAGCUGAUAUUGCAUUAGCAGCAAAUUCCCAAUCAGAUGGAGUUGGUUCUAUCAUGACAUUAUUCCCUUAUUUCAAUUUAGAUGCGAUUGCUUUGUAUCAAUCACCAGGAGAACUCCAGAGAAUACAAUCCCAAUUGCAGAACAUCAGAGCAUCAAUUCUUAAGCGCAUAUAUUUACAGUUGAAUGAAUAUAUCUCUAAAGGAUCAAAAUACCAAGACAUCACAAAACAAAAUCAGUUCGAACACAUUUUCAAUCCUGUCAAUUUCAUUAUUAACCAGAAAUGUGAUUACAGGAAAGAGAAUCUCUACAAAGAACCCAUUUGGAAAUUGAGAUCAAUGAUGUUGAACAUGCCAGGCACAUUUACAUUUGCAAACCAAGAAGUAAAAUGUGCAGGAUACAUCGGAGAAGCAGUAACAAAUUGUAUUGCAACAAUUUUGUUUAAUGAGCCUAUUUUGGAUCCACAAUGGGUUGAUUCAUCUUUCUCUGCUGCUACACAAUUCAUGUGGCCUUUGUUUAGUUUGAUUGGUGCUCCAUUUACAUUGAAGAUUCUUCAAUGCAGAUUUGAACAUUCAUGCAAUGAAAAUCAAAUCAAUUUCUUGGAGCAGGUUUCGAACUUAAACACAAAAUUCCAAGUUCACGUUCAAACACCACAAGAAUUGGCAAAAACAAGAGGAACAACACAAUUAAUCCAAAUUUUCCAGAAGUACGUGUUAGAAUUUCUUGAAAAUGAUGCGAAUAAAUGCAAAUACUUCCCUUACUCAAGAUCAUACGAGAAUCCAAAGGACACACAAUCUCCUUCUUUCUUCUCUUAUUCAUCUUUGUAUUCGUUAGUCAAAAACCUUGGUCCACAAGCUGGAUUUUCCAUUGAUUGGAUAUUAAUCACGCAUGCAACAGAUGUAAUCUUGAAAUUGUAUAAGAUUUUCACGGAUAGUUCAACAGAAAUAUCCAAUCUCUUCGGUGAUUACCAGAAAGGAGGAAACCAAUGGGUUAAAUACUCCGCGCAAUCACGUAUUGAAAAUGUUGGCCGCUUGUUAAUUAAUCUCGGCGCAACAUGUCAGAUUCGAAAAUUAUUGAGAGAUGCAAUUCAUGAUUACGCAGAACAGGCAUUGCCUGGAUUGAGUGCAUUACUUGCUGCAGGAAUUAAUCGUAUCCAAGGUGCUCCAAAUGAAAGAGAAUCUUUGAUUAUUGAAAUCCUUUCAGGAAAACCUAAUUUCCAUUAUGUAAUGACUGCAUUAGAUAAAGCAGGAUUGAUUAAGACAACGGAUUUGAUGUCUUUCUUCUUCUUCCUCGGUUUAUCAAUUGCUCAUCCUAAAUGGAAGACAAUUUUAUAUGAUCCAGAAACAGAAUACAUAUCAAAUAAUUUCCAUUUGUAUCCUGUUGGCUUGGAUUGUCUUCUCUCUGUCAUUCCAUCACUUUCUGCUUCAUCUGACCAAAGAGAUAUAAUUAAUGGAAUGUCUCUUUUCUUCGAUGUCACUUCUAAAGUUGUUGUUUCAAUGAGAAGUGAUGUUACACAGUCUGCUGCUUCUAUAUCUGCUUUCAUCAUUACUAUUGAUCUCUUCCCAAGAAUGAUCAAAUCUUUGGAAUACGGAAGAAUUACAAAGAACUUCCCGCCAUCAAUUGUUUCUGAAGCUUAUAGAAACGCAGCUGAUUAUAACUACCAUAGCUUGGUCAAGGCUAAUUUCACUGCUAAGAAUGGCAAGAAAGGAAAGAGGAAAUCCAAGAAAUAA
This is a messenger RNA of Trichomonas vaginalis G3, 3336 nucleotides long. Its product is annotated as NCK-associateD protein 1 family. Bases 1 to 3336 code for a protein of 1111 amino acids. Gene Ontology annotation, cellular component: SCAR complex. The transcript has a single exon. The record is from RefSeq and is a predicted model, not a curated record. NCBI's taxonomy places the organism in Eukaryota, Parabasalia, Trichomonadida, Trichomonadidae. Gene Ontology annotation, biological process: cell morphogenesis; cell projection assembly; cortical actin cytoskeleton organization.